This is a messenger RNA of Canis lupus familiaris (dog), 4529 nucleotides long. RefSeq names its product Rho GTPase activating protein 6 (gene ARHGAP6). Gene Ontology annotation, molecular function: phospholipase binding; phospholipase activator activity. The coding region runs from base 270 to 3212 and encodes 980 amino acids. The record is from RefSeq and is a predicted model, not a curated record. NCBI's taxonomy places the organism in Eukaryota, Metazoa, Chordata, Mammalia, Carnivora, Canidae. Gene Ontology annotation, biological process: signal transduction. The transcript is spliced from 13 exons.
UGGGCUCUGGGGGAAGGUUCUAGCGGCCGCAGGAGGCCGCCCGACCUCUUUUCCUAGAAGGCUGGUGAUGGAUCUUCUGCUUCUGCACCCGCUGGGGCACUUGGAGCGCGCUGGUGGCGCGUGAGCCGGGCACUGCCCUCCGCCGCCCGCGGCCAGCGUCCGGCCAGCCCCGCCUGCAGCCGAGCCUGAGCCCCCUUCCUUUCCCGGUUCCAAGUCGCCAGCGUCCCGAGAGCGGGAAGAGCGUGGUCCUCAGGCACGGUCCCGCCGAGAUGUCCGCGCAGAGCCUGCUCCACAGUGUCUUCUCCUGCUCCUCGCCAGCCUCGGGCGGCGCGGCCUCGGCCAAGGGCUUCUCCAAGAGGAAGCUGCGCCAGACCCGCAGCUUGGACCCGGCCCUGAUCGGCGGCUGCGGGGGCGAGGCGGGCGUGGAGGGCAGCUCGCGGGGCGCCACCGCGGGUCGCCUCUGCUCCCCGCUGCCCGCGGCCGAGGGUCUCGGCCCCAGAUCGGCGUCCUCUCCUCGGGGCCCACACCCCCGGGCCAACCGACUCCCACCCCCUAGACCCCUCUGCUCAUCCUUCUCCACGCCCAGCACUCCGCUGGAGAAGUCACCGUCUGGCAGCUUCCACUUUGAGUAUGAGGUCCCCCUGGGUCGCAGUGGCCUCAAGAAGAGCAUGGCCUGGGACCUGCCUUCAGUCUUGGCCGGGCCCGGCAGCGGCCGCAGCGCCAUCCUCUGCUCCUCCGGGGGUGGCCCUAAUGGCAUCUUCACUUCUCCCAGGAGGUGGCUCCAGCAGAGGAAGUUCCAGUCCCCCCCCAACAGCCACAGCCACCCCUACGUUGUGUGGAAGUCCGAGGGUGACUUCACCUGGAACAGCAUGUCGGGCCGCAGCGUGCGCCUGAGAUCUGUCCCCAUCCAGAGUCUCUCGGAGCUGGAGCGAGCCCGGCUGCAGGAAGUGGCUUUUUAUCAACUGCAGCAGGACUGUGACCUGAGCUGUCCCAUCACCAUCCCCAAAGAUGGACAGAAGAGAAAGAAGUCUUUGCGAAAGAAACUGGAUUCACUAGGAAAGGAGAAAAACAAAGAUAGAGAAUUCAUCCCACAGGCAUUUGGAAUGCCCUUAUCCCAAGUCAUUGCAAAUGACCGGGCUUAUAAACUCAAGCAGGACUCGCAGAGGGACGAGCAAAAGGACGCAUCUGAUUUUGUGGCUUCCCUCCUCCCAUUUGGAAAUAAAAGACAAAACAAAGAACUCUCAAGCAGUAACUCAUCUCUCAGCUCCACCUCGGAAACACCAAAUGAGUCAACGUCCCCGAAUACCCCAGAACCGGCUCCUCGGGCCAGGAGGAGGGGCGCGAUGUCAGUGGAUUCUAUCACAGAUCUUGAUGACAAUCAGUCUCGCCUGCUAGAAGCUUUACAACUCUCCUUGCCGGCCGAGGCUCAGAGUAAAAAAGAAAAAGCCAGAGAUAAGAAGCUCAGUCUGAAUCCUAUUUACAGACAGGUCCCCAGGCUGGUGGACAGCUGCUGUCAGCAUCUAGAAAAACAUGGCCUCCAGACGGUGGGGAUAUUCCGAGUUGGAAGCUCAAAAAAGAGAGUGAGACAAUUACGCGAGGAAUUUGACCGUGGGGUCGAUGUGUCUCUGGAGGAAGAGCACAGCGUUCAUGAUGUGGCUGCCUUGCUGAAGGAGUUCCUGAGGGACAUGCCGGACCCCCUUCUCACCAGGGAGCUAUACACAGCCUUCAUCAAUACUCUCUUGUUGGAGCCCGAGGAACAGCUGGGCACCCUGCAGCUCCUCAUCUACCUUCUACCUCCCUGUAACUGCGACACGCUCCACCGUCUCCUGCAGUUCCUCUCCAUGGUGGCCAGGCAUGCCAACGACAACGUCAGCAAAGAUGGGCAAGAGGUCACCGGGAACAAAAUGACUUCUCUCAACUUGGCCACUAUAUUUGGACCCAACCUGCUGCACAAGCAGAAAUCAUCAGACAAAGAAUUCACCGUCCAGAGCUCAGCCCGGGCUGAGGAGAGCACGGCCAUCAUCGCUGUGGUACAGAAAAUGAUUGAAAAUUAUGAAGCCCUGUUCAUGGUUCCACCGGAUCUCCAGAAUGAAGUGCUGAUCAGCCUGCUGGAGACUGACCCCGACGUGGUGGACUACUUACUCAGGAGAAAGGCCUCCCAAUCAUCAAGCCCUGACAUGUUGCGAUCGGAAGUUUCCUUUUCUGUGGGAGGAAGGCACUCAUCCACCGACUCCAACAAGGCCUCCAGCGGAGACCUCUCCCCCUAUGACAACAACUCCCCAGUGCUGUCUGAGCGCUCCUUGCUGGCUAUGCAAGAGGAUGUGGCCCCGGGGGGCUCAGAGAAGCUUUACAAAGGGCCGGAGCAGUAUGUACUGGUGAGCCACUUGCCAUCGUCGAAAUCAAGGGAGAGUUCUCCUGGACCAAGGCUUGGCAAAGGUAUGUCGGAGGAGCCUUUCAAUAUCUGGGGAACUUGGCAUUCAACAUUAAAAAGUGGUUCCAAAGACCCAGGAAUGACAGGUUCCUAUGGAGACAUUUUUGAAAGCAGCUCCCUACGCCCGGGGCCGUGCUCCCUCUCUCAAGGGAACCUGUCCCCGAACUGGCCCCGGUGGCAGGGGAGCCCCCCAGAACUGGAAAGUGGCACGCAGGCCAUCCGGAGGACUCAGACCACGGCCACCGUGGGGGGGUGCGGGGCCUGCCCUCCGGGGUCCCGCGUGUGCAGCACGCCCCACAUCCGGGGCGGCAGAAGGUCGGAGCAGGCCGCACCCAAGGCAGAGCAGUACUUGACUCUGAGCAGCGCCGAAGACCUCACCGAGAGUGAGCUGGAUGUGGCCUGGCUGCAGAGCAGAGCCAAGCCUUCGCACCAGAGACCUCUCGAGAGUGAGAAGCAUGACAAGAGGCCUCCUCCUCCUUAUCCUGGUCCAGGGAAGCCAGCUUUGGCCUCUUCCCACCAGCCUGCAGAGCCACUGUUGUGGAGGCCUCAGAGGCCCGAAGAAGGUUCCAGAACAGCUUUGGAAGAGGGAAGCCAAACAGCUGAGCGAGAGCAUCAGGCCGCUGAGCAGAAACUGAGCAGUGCCUACUCCAGUUCCGCCAGCGACCAGAACAGUAAGACUUUGGGUGAACCCAACUGGCUCGAUUGGCAGAGGGAGCGGUGGCAAAUCUGGGAGCUCUUAUCGACCGACAACCCCGAUGCCCUUCCGGAAACGCUGGUAUGAGCCCACCCAAGCUUGCGCCCCCACAUCCCAAACAGCCUUCUCUCACUCAGUAGGGAAAAAAGUUGGUGUUGGACAAUUGGACACUUACUUAGCUUUCUUCUUUAACACUUAAAAAAAAAUCACACAGGAGAAACCCAGUUCACUUAAAGAUAUAGAGCACUCGUACCCUGGCCAUUUAUAAUACAGUUCUAUUGCAUAGCCAGCCGUAGGACAAAACAAAAACAAAAAAGGAUGGUGAUAUCCAAUCUAUUAACUAUUCACGUUGGCUCUGUAGAAGAUACAACUCUCGCUUCUAUAUAGCUUAGUCGUAUUUAUGUGACUUCAGUUUUGACUGUUGUAUAUUCUGUAACAGAUUAUGUAUGAUAAUCAUAUAUGUUAUAUUCACAGAAACAGAAAGAACAAUUUUUUUUAAAUCACUUCACUUAUAGUAAGUAACGAGAUUCUAUAGAACGUUCUAGAAUAUGCACAAGCAGGUUUCUGUGCUUUUGCCAUAGCUUUUUAAGUGAAGACAGCCCUUCCUUCAAUGCUUAGGGGAAAACACUAACAAGACAAACAAAACAGAAUAUGCCAAGCCAUAUUUUUAUAUAGUAGUGAGAUACAGAAAAACAUGUAGUCACCGAACGCUUUUUCUUAUUGAAUAUGUUUUAAGGAAAAUGUUGAAUUUGAUACAUUAUGGAAUAUAUUUUUAGAGUCUGUUUAGAAAGGAUUCAGUUAAUCAAACAAGAGAAAGGCCGUGCCUAACAAAGAAAGAAUAAUUAAGAAGUUCCCAUCUUAGAUCAAAUUCAGUUUUAUAGAGACCAUAUAUAAUAUAUAUUUAUAAUGUAUAAUUUUUAUGUAUUUUUCAAAACCACAAACUGGAACCCAACUAUAAAGUGUUUAAGCAUCCAAACAGAGAAUUCAAAUUACAGAACCAAGUUUUUCCUUUUGCCCCGUAGUCAGUAUUACCCAAAUUUUAUGCGAUGCUUUGUGAAGUAAGUCAUGUUUGGAAAAAAACUACAGCUUUGUAUUUACAUCGUGCCAAAAGCUGAAGACUUGUUUUCUUCCGUAAUUUUGUGUGUGUAUCUACAAUGCUCCUACCAGCCUAUCAGCAGUUUCAAGUUUUUCAACCGCAAAACCAAUUCUGACCAGCAGGUGGCGAUUCGCUUCAGUGUUUCGAGAUUUUUUUUUUUCCACUUCAUAAGGGAAUGUGUAUUAUAGAAAAAGAUUUUUUUUUUUAAUGAAACAUGCUACUCUUAAUUCUCAUGUCGACAGUGACAUUUUCAGUGGUGUUUCUUAAAGUUCUAUCUUGUGCCAUGAUGAAUAAAAAGUUAAACAAAG